Molecule: messenger RNA, 360 nt
Organism: Perkinsus marinus ATCC 50983
Lineage: Eukaryota; Perkinsozoa; Perkinsida; Perkinsidae
Exons: 2
Coding region: 1-360 (119 amino acids)
Cellular component (GO): membrane
Molecular function (GO): ABC-type transporter activity
Source: RefSeq, a predicted model, not a curated record
AUGCCGCUCAUUUUGGUCCCUCAGAUGAUCUUCUCUGGUUUGUUCACUCCUAUAAGUGAAAUACCGGUGUGGUUACGAUGGUUGCAGUAUUUGAGCUUCCUCAAGUACACUGGUUCCUUGGCAUACUUCAAUGAAUUCGGCUUCGAUAUGACCCUCCUGAACGAGGCUAAUGACAUCCAUGCUGAUCUUGUUGGGUUGUACAUCGGUGUUUUGUUGGCAAUGCUCAUCAUACUGCGCAUCUUGGCGACUGUGAUUCUGAAACGUAAGGCUCGGGCUGUUAGUCCUCAGAAUCUCGACUGCCACUCUUCUUUGGUUACCGUCACUAAGCAGACGCUUUGUUCCACCACAAUGGUUUGGUAA